Molecule: messenger RNA, 1102 nt
Organism: Paramuricea clavata
Lineage: Eukaryota; Metazoa; Cnidaria; Anthozoa; Malacalcyonacea; Plexauridae
Source: the annotation of a GenBank genome assembly
AUGGAAGAAAAUGUGCCGAAAUUUGCUUUGGGCGAUCAUGUCUUUGCGAUGCAAAGCAUCAGCCAUUUACAUCACGGUAAGAAUAUAUGAUUUUACAUUAUAAUGUCACAAACACUCAAAUUUCAUGUUUUCUAUAAUGGAAAAUUCUCAUUUUCAUGGAGUUUUUUGCACAAUGUCAAUGGCACUAUUCUGAAUUCUGCAUGCAAUAUGCAAUUGUCUGAAUAUGAUGUGUCAAGAGCUUGUGCUCUACCGAACACCGCAGCUUGUUUUAUACUGGCUAAUAAGAGAAGGCAUUGAACCGUUUGGCUCUACUUAGUCAAUAGCACAUUAGCUCUUGUAAUAGCACCUGGAGCGAUAAACGAAUGCUCUUGUUUCGGAUCUAUGUGAAGAAACAUUUGGCCACUAUCUAUUAUAAAUAAAGGUAGUUUAAAUUUUCUCCUUUCGUAAAACAGGAAUAAACUUAUAAAGCCGUUACGAAGAUAUCUGUACUUUUAAAGCUAUCAAAUCAUUAAAAUAUUUAGAUAAUUACAUAUUUAUCUGUGACCAGACUGUGUUCAUUCUUAGGUAUUGUAGACGGGGAAAACACAGUCACUCAUUUUACAAGUCAUUUGGAUGGUAACUGCGACAGCAAUGGUCUUGUACAGCAGAUACCCGUUGGAGACUUCAUUAAAGAUUACCCUUUUGGCGUGUACAAAUAUGGCGUCUCGGACGACGCGGAUAACCUCCAGUGGCCUGGGACCUAUUGUGCGCAGGAAUGCGAAAGCGAGGACAAAGUCCUGGAACGAGCAUCGGAAUGUCUGACAAGCGGUUUUGGAGAGUACCAAAUUUUGGGCAACAAUUGUGAAGAUUUUGCGUACUACUGCAAAACUGGUCAGCGACAGCAGUCUAACGCUCAGCUCCAGGCCACCAUGACGCGAGUCGCGGCCACAAGAAGCGCUCUGGAAGCAGGGCAUAAAAGUCCGGUGGUCUUGGCUGGCUGUCUCUUCGGCGUGUUCAGCGCCAAUGAUUUUGGGAAAACGACGGACAAAGAAUCGUCGCAUAAAGAGAAAAAUAACCCAGAGUAGCACAUAUCUGAAUAUGUUGUGCAUAUUGAAAUAAUAAC